Messenger RNA from Poecilia reticulata (guppy), 1188 nucleotides. Lineage: Eukaryota; Metazoa; Chordata; Actinopteri; Cyprinodontiformes; Poeciliidae. The record is from RefSeq and is a predicted model, not a curated record.
CGUAGGGCUUUCAGUGGGCGGGGCUUGUGACUAAUGUCUCCGGUGGUUCUCCGACAGAACCGGUCUGACUGCUCCUCAUUCAUCAGCGGGACGGUGUGCUUCGUGCAGCGUUGCGAUCCCGUCUGCCACUCUGUCUGUUCCGGCAUCUGACACCGAGGACACCGCCGCCGGCCAUCAUCCGCGGUUCUGAUGAAUUCCUAAUGGUUCCUCACCUUGGAGAAUUUUCUGAGAAUCAAGACAUCUUCUGGAUCUUCAACAAAUGGCACGAUCAUUUGGUGCUGCUCCCGACACCGCUCAUACCUGCCUGCUGCUGGACAUAAACCUUCGGGUUCCUCAGCUUUAACCGAUCACCAGCAGGAUCCCAGCCUAGAGACUAAACUUUAACCUCCCCUAACACCUUGCUGCAGGAUGAAGAUUGAUACCAACCUGACCAUUCCUCAGCUUCCUGAGGCCCCCUCCCAAGCUGGUCUUCAGUUUGCUGUUGCUACUGAGGAGGACUUUGAUGAAAUUAUGGCAAUGAGCAAGGACAUCUAUGGUGGUCUGGACUACCUUCCCACCAGAUACACCAGCUGGCUCCAGGAAUCCAACCGCACAGUAAUUCUGGCACGCAAAGAGGGAAAAGUGAUUGCUCUGGAAUCAGCGUGUGUGAUUGAUGACGGGGAGACGAUGCUUGUGGAAGGUCUCCGUGUCGCUCCUCAGGAAAGGGGGAAGGGCGUAGCGGGAGUUCUCCUGCGCUUCUGCUCCGAGUUGGUCAAAUCCAAGUAUCCAGAUGUAAAAGUGACCCGCCUGACCCGUGACGAUCAGCUUGGGCCCAAGGACUUUGAAAAGUAUCGCAUCAUCACCAAGCAGGGUAUUCUGCUGGUGCGUUUCAGAGCUGAAGAACUCAAACUGCGACUUCGCGAAAUUAUUCCGAGUGCCGACAUUCAUUCUUCACAGCUGCCCGGUCCUCCUCCUGUGCAUCUCGAUCAAACAUCUAUCCAUCAGCUCUACCUUACCACUGACUUGAUGCAUGACGUGCUUCCUAAUGCCACCAUCAUUCAAGACUGGCAGCCAUUCAAGCUUCUACCGAGCAACAUUGAGAUCCUACUGAAGAAGGAAAUCGACUGGUUGGUGGAUGAUGUGUCCAAUCCGACUGUGGCCAGCCUCUGUACCUUCCCUUUCAAGGUGCCCAUUGGAGAUGAUUGGUAA